CUGCCCCUGCCCCCCCCCUCCCCCCUCCUCUACCUUCCUGGUCCAGCAUCAUCACUGCCACCUGUGUCACAACAGCCACCAUGCCCCCCAGGAAGAGGACGCGGCCAGGUCUGGGCUUCUUGUGCUGCUUCGGGAGCAGCGAGCCCCCGGAGAUCAACCUAAAAGACAGCGUUCCCCUGCAGCUGCUGGAGUUCAGCGCCCCCAUGCCGCCCGCCGAGGAGCUGCAUGCACGCUUCUCUGAACUAGUGGAUGAGCUGGACCUGACGGACAAGAACAGGGAGGCCAUGUUCGCUCUUCCUGAUGAGAAGAAAUGGCAGAUCUACUGCAGCAAGAAGAAGGAGCAAGAGGACCCCAACAAACUGGCCACCAGCUGGCCCGACUACUACAUCGACCGCAUCAACUCCAUGGCUGCUAUGCAGACCCUCUUUGCCUUUGAUGAAGAGGAAAUGGAAAUGAGGAACAAGGUGGUUGAAGAUCUGAAGACAGCGCUUCGCACUCAGCCAAUGAGGUUCGUCACUCGCUUCAUCGAGCUCGACGGCCUCACCUGCCUCCUCAACUUCCUGCGCAGCAUGGACUACGAGACGUCGGAGAGCCGCGUCCACACCUCCGUCAUCGGCUGCAUCAAGGCCCUGAUGAACAACUCGCAGGGCCGCGCCCACGUCCUCGCCCACCCGCAGAGCAUCAACACCAUCUCCCAGAGCCUGCGGACGGAGAACAUCAAGACCAAAGUGGCCGUGCUGGAGAUCCUCGGCGCCGUGUGUUUAGUCCCUGACGGACACAAGAAGGUGCUGCAGGCCAUGGCACACUACCAGAAGUACGCUGCAGAGAGGACUCGCUUUCAGACGCUGCUGAACGAGCUGGACAAGAGCACAGGCCGCUACAGGGACGAGGUCAACUUAAAGACCGCCAUCAUGUCCUUCAUCAACGCUGUGCUCAAUGCUGGAGCUGGAGAGGACAACCUUGAGUUCCGCCUCCACCUAAGGUACGAGUUCCUGAUGUUGGGCAUCCAGCCGGUCAUCGACAAGCUCCGAGGGCACGAGAACGCCACUCUGGAUCGGCAUUUGGACUUCUUUGAGAUGGUGCGAAAUGAGGACGACUCCGAGUUGGCCAAAAGAUUCGAUAUGAGUCAUGUAGAUACUAAGAGUGCUGGUGCCAUGUUUGAGCUGAUCAAGAAGAAGCUGAGCCACACAGACGCCUACCCCAACCUCCUCUCCAUCCUGCAGCACUGCCUGCAGAUGCCCUACAAACGUGGCGGUGGUAGCCUGCAUCACUGGCAGCUCUUAGACAGGAUCCUGCAGCAGAUAGUACUACAGGACGAAAAGGGAGAGGACCCCGACAUCGCCCCUCUGGACAACUUCAGUGUUAAAAACAUUGUUCGCAUGUUGGUCAAUGAGAAUGAGGUGAAACAAUGGCGAGACCAGGCAGAGAAGUUCAGGAAAGACCAUGCAGAGCUGAUGGCUAAACUAGAGAAGAAGGAGAGGGAGUGUGAAACCAAGACCCAGGAAAAGGAUGAGAUGAUGAAGACUCUGAAUAAGAUGAAGGACAAACUGCAGCGUGAGGGAGUGGAGCUGCGCUCGGCCAGGGAGCAAGUCAUGGACCUGUCCACACGGAUCAAUGACAUAUCUAGCGGCGGCGUGUCAUUCCCAACCCCUCCUCCCCCUCCUGGUGCCCCGAUGGCUCCUCCUCCGCCACCUCUGAUGGGUGGCUGUCCUCCGCCUCCUCCUCCUCCGCUUCCGUUCAGCUGCCCGCCUCCUCCUCCGCCACCUCCUCCUCCACCUGGAGCACCGCCUCCUCCACCAGGGGCCCCUCCCAUUUUUGGAGCCCCGCCUCCUAUUCCGUCGUUCAACUCAGCGAGCACCAUGCGCUCCAAGUCCAUCCCUCAGCCUUCUCAUCCGCUCAAGUCCUUCAACUGGGCCAAACUAGGAGAGAAUGUGAUCAACGGCACCAUCUGGAACGACAUCGAUGACCUGAGAGCGUUCGAGAUUCUUGACCUGAAGGACAUAGAGAAGAUGUUUUCAGCCUAUCAGAGACAGCAGGAGCUGCUCACUAACCAAUCCUUCAAACAGAAGGAGACGGGCUCCAUGGAUGACUUAUACGUCAGCACACGGAAGGUCAAGGAGCUGUCAGUCAUCGAUGGGAGACGUGCACAAAACUGCAUCAUCCUGCUUUCAAAGUUAAAAUUGAGCAAUGAGGAGAUCAAGAGGGCCAUUCUAGAGAUGGAUGAGAGGGAAGAGCUCGCCAAAGAUAUGCUGGAGCAGUUGUUGAAGUUUGUCCCCGAGAAAAGCGACAUUGAUCUCCUGGAGGAGCACAAACACGAGCUGGAGCGGAUGGCCCGAGCCGAUCGCUUCCUCUUUGAAAUGAGCAGAAUUGACCACUACCAACACAGACUGCAGGCUUUGUUCUUUAAGAAGAAGUUUGCAGAGCGUCUCGCUGAAACCAAGCCGAAAGUUGAAGCCAUCCUGAAUGCGUCCAGGGAGGUGGUCCGGAGCAAGAGGCUGACUCAGAUGCUGGAGGUGGUGCUGGCCUUCGGCAACUUCAUGAACAAGGGCCAGAGAGGAAACGCCUACGGCUUCAAAGUCUCCAGUCUCAACAAAAUCGCUGACACCAAGUCCAGCAUAGACAGGAACAUCACCAUGUUGCACUACCUGAUCAUGAUCUUUGAGAAGAACUACCCGGACACACUGAACAUCCAGCAGGACCUCAACAGUGUCCCGGAGGCUGCAAAAGUCAAUUUGGCGGAGCUGGAAAAAGAGGUGCACAACAUGAAAAGUGGGCUGAAGGCUCUGGAGGCGGAGCUGCAGUACCAGCAGAGCAGGACGAGGGAACGUGGGGAUAAGUUCGUGGCUGUGAUCGGAGACUUCAUCACCGUGGCCGGCUUCAGCUUCUCUGAACUGGAGGACCAGCUGAGCGAAGCCAAGGACAAGUUUACCAAAUCGCUGAAGCACUUUGGGGAAGAAGAAGGGAGGAUGCAGCCUGAUGAGUUCUUCGGGAUCUUCGACACCUUCUUGCAGUCGUUUUGUGAAGCACGGCAGGACCUGGAGAACAUGCAGCGACGUAAAGAUGAGGAGGAGAGGAGGUCACGAAUGGAGGCCAUGCUCAAGGAGCAGAGGGAACGGGAACGGCGGGCCAAGAAGAGCGCCUCAGACGAGGUCGGCGGGGAGUUUGACGACCUAGUGUCGGCUUUACGUUCCGGUGAGGUCUUCGACAAGGACCAAAAAUUCAAGCGUAACCGCAAGCGCUCUGUCAACCAGCUGGUGGAGGGCGGGGGCGAACGAGCUGUCACCAAGGUCAACUACUAGGUCGAGGAAUGGAAGGACAAAAACUAAAAACACUUAACACCUAAAUUCUAUUGAGGUGUUUGACACCUUUAGUCCAGGUUCUCGAGUGGUGACCUUUGACAUAGGAGAGGCUGUACAUAAAGGCUGGACAUGUGGCGACAUGUAUGGACAGUAGCGCCACUUUGAAGGAUGCAACACUCUCCUCUGAUUUGGUCUUGUAAAGCUGUUUCCAACCUGUUUGUCCUGGGUGUUGUUUGAUCUCAUGAGCUGGAUGAAGGACACUUGUGAUUGGUUGAUGGAUGGAUGGACGGACAGACAGACCACUGUGACGCACUAUCCCAUAUCUUUUGACCCUAUCCUUUUAACACUGUGUUCAAACUUCCAGCUCUCCAUCACCCCUUCUUUUUCACUGCUCUUUAUAUCUUACAAACCUUUCUCCGUUUCUCAGUAACUUCCUCGGGGCUUGAUCAGCCCAUUCUCUGUGUAUCUGGUUCUAGAGACACAUAGGAUGUUCAAAUCCACAGUCACGCUGUAAAUAGAUUCCAGGCCAAGAGAAAGGAUUGGGAAGAAAAAGUAUAUCUGGAAAAAGAAGGUGGGGAGCUACGGGAACUAAGCCAUUACCUCCACGGCCAUGGUGGUUCCCGGGACGAGAGACACUCCAGCAUCAGUGUUGGUGGAUAUUCAUGAACUACCUUUCCCAGAAUGCUUUGCAAGCUUCUGAAAGCGUGAGGAAGGGCACCACAACAGUGCUUCAUAACAGAGGAU
Messenger RNA from Labrus bergylta (ballan wrasse), 4043 nucleotides. It is a transcript of the gene daam2, whose product is annotated as dishevelled associated activator of morphogenesis 2. Gene Ontology annotation, molecular function: small GTPase binding; actin binding. Lineage: Eukaryota; Metazoa; Chordata; Actinopteri; Labriformes; Labridae. The record is from RefSeq and is a predicted model, not a curated record. Gene Ontology annotation, biological process: regulation of non-canonical Wnt signaling pathway; negative regulation of oligodendrocyte differentiation; positive regulation of canonical Wnt signaling pathway.